GACUGUUUGUAUAGAGACCACUAAUUUUGCCCUUCUUCAAGUCGAGUGAAAAGGUUCUCCUAAAUCUCAAUCCUUGCGCCACCGAAAUCGGUUUCGCUCACCACGACUCCACCUCUCCUUCCCAAACCUUCUCACUUCGCACCCCUCGGAUCCGUUACAACUUAGCGUAAACCUAAGAUUCCAGCACAAAGUAUCCCACCUACGAGCUCUUUCUAGUCCCGAUUCAAUCCACCCCCCUAAGCCAGAAUGCCAAUUAAAAACGUCGCCCUAAUCGGGGCCGCCGGCACCCUGGGUCCAUCCGUCCUCCAUGCCCUCCAAUCCUCCCCAUUCGAAGUCUUCGUUCUCAACCGCGCAUCCUCAAAAUCCACAUACCCAAACACCAGCACAAUUACCAUACCGGAUGAUCUCAAUGUCCCAACCCUCACCACCCUCUUCCGCUCACACGCCAUUGAUGCGCUUGUAAUGACAAUCGCAGGUUCGUACGUCUCCGAACAAAAACGCCUCAUUGAAGCCGCCUUCAACGCCGGCGUGCAACGCGUCAUGCCCGCGGAAUUCGGGAGCUGUGAUUCUGCAGAUGAAGCUACGAAUCAGCUGCUCCCGCUUAUGGAAGGCAAGAAGCGCGUGCGAGAGUUUUUGCAGGAGGUUUGUGGGAAAGAGAGGGAAGAAGGUAUGGGAAAGAUGACGUGGACGAGUCUUGUGACCGGGCAUUUCUUUGACUAUGGGAUGGCGACACGAUUGAUGAAAUUUGAUGUGAGGGCGAGGAAGGCUUAUCUCUUGGAUGGUGGGGAUGUCACGUUUUCGGCUUCGAAUUUGGGGUUUAUUGGAAAGGCGGUUGUGAGGGUCCUGGAAAGGCCGAAGGAAACAGAGAACCAGCUGUUGUAUAUUCACAGUCAUUCGACAACUCAGCUUGCUGUUCUCGCUAUUCUCGAGAGGCUCACGGGCGAGAAGUGGGAGAGGAUACAACAGGAUACUAAAGUAUUGAUUCCAGAGGCGAGACGGAGGAUGUUGGCGGGUGAUAAGGAGGCGACUGAGGAAGUCGUUAGUCCUUGGGGCAUUGUGAGUAGUGAUUGGAGAGGGAAGGAAGGCUUUGCAAAUGGCCUAUUGGGCCUUGAAGAGGAGGAUUUGGAGAGUGUCCUUAGGGAUGCAGUUGAGGGGCAAAAAUAAGAGUAAGUUGGAGGCUGGCCAAUAAUUCUAACAUAAUUUCCAUCUCUAACACCUAGAACCGCUCAAAAUGAU
Molecule: messenger RNA, 1236 nt
Organism: Lindgomyces ingoldianus
Lineage: Eukaryota; Fungi; Ascomycota; Dothideomycetes; Pleosporales; Lindgomycetaceae
Product: NAD(P)-binding protein
Exons: 1
Coding region: 247-1164 (305 amino acids)
Molecular function (GO): oxidoreductase activity
Source: RefSeq, a predicted model, not a curated record